UUUUUUCUCAUUAACAAGGUUAAUUUCAUUUAUUCAAAUAAGAAUAAGUUUGAAUAUGAAGCACGAUCUGGUGGUGGAAAAAGCACUAGAAAGGAAAAAUUAAACGCGGUUCUCAAAAUCCAAGGAGAGAAGGAAAAAAAUUAGAAAAGUAAUAAACGAGAGUGGAACAGAGGGGAUUGGACUGAGGAUGGCCGGGCUUACCAGCGUAGUCACACGUAAUACGUUUAAUAACGGGGAGAGACUAGAGACAUUGGGUUGAGAGCGAGGGGGAAAGAGAAAGCGUGAGAUACAGAUCCACGUUCCACACCAAUACACACCGCUUCCCCGGAAUCCAGAUCUUCCCAAUUACAAACCCUACCCCCACUCCUCUGAACGAUAGGUUCAAAAGUAUUAAGCAAAAUAGAGUCGAGCCAAGCCUUCUCUAUCAAUCUGCCUCAUCUUCUUCGUCGUUUUUCUUCUUCCAAAUUAGUAAAUUGAAUUGCUCCAUCUCUGCACCGCUUGUCUCCUUGAGAUCUAGUAUUUCUAUUGCGCAUCCUCCCUUUUCUUUUCCAAGAGCAUGGAGAGCGACAAGAAAUCCUCCGUUUCCGAUGUGGGUGCCUGGGCCAUGAAUGUUAUCAGCUCCGUCGGAAUUAUCAUGGCUAACAAGCAGCUUAUGUCCGCCAGUGGUUACGCAUUCAGCUUCGCCACCACUUUAACUGGGUUUCAUUUUGCGGUUACUGCACUGGUUGGUCUGGUGUCAAAUGCUACUGGCUAUUCUGCAUCAAAGUAUGUUCCUUUGUGGGAGCUUCUCUGGUUCUCAAUUGUAGCCAAUAUGUCUAUCACAGGGAUGAACUUGAGCCUCAUGCUAAACUCAGUUGGAUUCUAUCAAAUUUCAAAACUGAGCAUGAUUCCAGUGGUAUGUGUGAUGGAAUGGAUCCUUCAUAACAAACACUACUCUAGGGAAGUGAAGAUUUCUGUGGUGGUUGUGGUUAUAGGAGUGGGUGUCUGCACUGUAACUGAUGUGAAAGUUAAUGCUAAAGGUUUCAUAUGUGCCUGUGUAGCAGUAGUGUCAACAUCUUUGCAGCAAAUUUCAAUAGGUUCUUUGCAAAAGAAGUACUCAAUUGGAUCUUUCGAAUUGCUGAGUAAAACUGCUCCGAUUCAGUCCAUCUCCCUCCUUGUGCUUGGUCCAUUCAUCGAUUACUUCCUUAAUGGCAAAUUUAUUACAAACUAUAAGCUGUCUUCUGGUGUCAUUUUUUUCAUACUCCUUUCAUGCUCCCUAGCAGUGUUCUGCAAUGUGAGCCAGUACCUCUGCAUAGGACGCUUCUCAGCAGUUUCCUUCCAGGUUUUAGGUCACAUGAAAACAGUUUGUGUUCUUACACUGGGGUGGCUGCUCUUUGAUUCAGAGCUGACUUUUAAGAAUAUUUCAGGAAUGAUUGUUGCAGUUGUUGGAAUGAUAAUUUAUAGCUGGGCUGUGGAGAUUGAAAAGCAGGCAAAUGCGAAGACAAUGUCCAAUGUUAAAAACAGCCUGACAGAAGAGGAAAUUAGACUUCUGAAGGAUGGGAUAGAGAAGACACCAGUAAAGGAUAUUGAACUUGGUGAAUCUAAAGAAUAGAUUGACACAUGGCAGGAAAAACAGGUACUUUGUGUGAGUUCACUUCAAUUUGGUUUGUUUUUUUGCCUCAUUUACGGCCGUAUCAAGACUUAAUCUGCUGACCGUUACACACCAUCACACAUUCAUCUUAGAAAUUGUCAUCAAUUUUAUAAAAAUUUCUUAGUUUCAUUUUAAAUUAUUCUUCUUUUUAUUUAUCUGUGUGUAUGGUGCACUGAUGAAGGCACAAUGGGUUAAUAUGUAAAAUCCGUUUUGUUCAAGCUGGUAGUCUAGCUACUUUAAUGUCUCUCGUAAGGUCAUGUACUAUGGAUGGUGGAGGAAGCAUUUUAUUUUGAUUCAGCUUAUGUAUAUUGCAAGAUUAGAGA
Vitis vinifera (wine grape) is the source of this 1953-nucleotide messenger RNA. Its product is annotated as UDP-rhamnose/UDP-galactose transporter 1. Gene Ontology annotation, molecular function: antiporter activity; UDP-galactose transmembrane transporter activity. NCBI's taxonomy places the organism in Eukaryota, Viridiplantae, Streptophyta, Magnoliopsida, Vitales, Vitaceae. The transcript is spliced from 5 exons. Bases 557 to 1591 code for a protein of 344 amino acids. Gene Ontology annotation, cellular component: Golgi apparatus. The record is from RefSeq and is a predicted model, not a curated record.